GUUCAAAGAUGGCAGCCAUGGGACAGAGAAGAGCGACGACACGAAUUUAAGAGUUUUGUCAUGAAACCUCUUAGGGUUGUACAGCUGUUACAUACAUGGUUUUAACAUGACAGCGAUAUAAUUUGUCAUUGCAAAUGCGUCGUCUUACGGAGACAACUGAAGGAUUCGGAAAUAUCAUGUUUUCCUGUGGGCUAAGCUAGCAAGCAACGGUUAGCAAAUAAAUGAACCUGUCUCUUCUGCCUCUCAAGAAGAAAGCAGCAGCUCUGCUUACGGUCUAUUGACAUCUUGCAAGCUCAGUUUCAUCAUGGCCAUCACUCAGUUCCGUCUGUUCAAGAUCUGCACCUGUCUAGCCAGCUUGCUUUCCUUCUUUAAAAGGUUGAUAUGCAGGAGUGGAAGAGGCCGCAAGCUCAGUGGCGAUCAAAUAACUCUCCCGACCACAGUGGAUUUUUCAUCAUCGGUACCAAAGCAGUCUGCGCCGCCAGAGAUUGAAGAGUGGAGCUCUUGGGAUGAAGAGGCUCCUACAAGCAUUAAGAUUGAAGGUGGCAACGGAAACGUUUCCCCUCAACCCAACGAGAUAGACGAAGAGCCAGACUACUUCAAAGACAUGGCUCCCACCAUCAGGAAAACACAGAAGAUAGUGCUGAAGAAAAGGGAGCCUUUGAACUACCUGGCGCCUGAUGGCUCAGCAGGUUUCUCCAGCAGACUGGCAGCUUCUCAGGAUAUGAUGACCUUCAGUCCACCCUCAGCUGAACUGGGAGAAAUGGACAACUGGCAGGAGGACACAAAUGCGUGGGAGGACGAGUCUGAUGCUGCCUGGGAGGCAGAGGAGGUGCUCAGACAACAAAAGAUGGCCGAGAGAGAAAAGCGGUCCAUGGAGCAGCAGAGGAAGAAGAUGGAGAAAGAGGCUCAGAGGAUGAUGAAGAAGGAGCAGAAGAUUGCCGUCAAGCUCUCGUAACAUUUUUAGAAACGCUCAGUUUUGAGCCAAAGGGGACGGGAGGGGGCAAAGACACUGAAUCAAUCGUCACUCUGUCUUUACAGUCAUCAAAUCAACCAGGAUUACCACCCGACACUACUUAUCUGUUAGCAAACAGUCCUCCUUCUCCACCCUGUUUCCACCAGCAGCCAUUUUAGUCUGUUUUCCAGCUGCAGCAGUGUAAAGCGCAUUAUUCUCGAGGGCAGACAACGCACCUGGUGUGCUCCAUGAUCAUGUUGCAAGUUCAUUUUGGUCUUAAAGGGAGAGCUGUAUUCACACAAUCCACUUCAUCUUAGGUUAAAGGUUAGAUGCAGCAUUAGAGGGUACCAUUUAAAUUCUGAUUAAAUCUGUCAGGUAGAGUAGAAAAAAUGUUCUAUUUUGCUUUUUCCCGGGAACAUUUGUAAAUAAGCAGGUACCUGUACUACCUUUGAGACCCAAACAGGGAGUGCAAUUCCCUUUCUUUGUCUUAUUUAUAACCUCAAAGGACAAAGGAGUGUAAUUAAUUUUAAGCAUCACUGUAUACCAGUGACAUCCCUUGGUUUGCUUAAUUAUUGUGUUUUUAUAUUUAUGUCUUUCAUUGUCUUUUUUUUUCUAAUGAAUGUUGCUUGAUAGUUCACAUUAUCUCCCUGUGCUGUGCAGCCCUUACUACACUGGAUAUCUGCAUUAAAACGAAGGCUGACGAAUUUCAUAAAGGAUAAAUGACCAUAGACCAGAAUCUAGCCCAACUAUAAAUGUUAGCUGUGGGUUCCUAUGGUAAUCUCAUGGCUACUAAUCUGCCAUUCAUUCUCCUUCUUUUGUCAGUUUUUUGAUAUUGAAGGAAAAUAUCCAGUGAUCAUGGCAUUGAUUUUUUUUUUCAGAAGGCAGGAAUGUUACUUUGCUCUUAAAUAAUUGAAACUCUCACUUCACAGACGCUGUCUUUCUAAAAUAUGGAUCACCAUCAUAGUGGGAAUUUCAGACCAGCUAACUUAGCCACAUGAAAAUUGUUUUUUCUCAUCUGAAAAUAUGAGGCUGACAUUCGAAGCCGGUGGUUUUGACCGAGCUUCCUGUUAUGCGUCACUAUAAUGAAAUUACCAGUCAGUGUUGGAUAUAUUGGUACCAGUGCCAAUAGGCAAGCUGUUGUCAUGGAAACAUUGGCAGGUGAAGAAAAGCCCAUUAUAAAUUGAAAUGUGCAGACAUGAUAAAAAUAUGUCUCUUUGGUCUAAAAAAGACAUGGGUGGAGGUGAGAGAGGCAGAUUUCUCUACUGAAUGUUACAAUUUGAAAGCCUUGCAAGCUGUUUGAUGCUUCUAAAAUAUUGGGUCGAUGUUAUCUAGCAAUGAUUUACUGACAUUCAGAGGCGCUGAUUCUUUUGCAGCAUAACUGAUUAAAUGACUGAUUAGUGCAUGAUCAGGUUUAAGAGUUUAAUUGAAAGCAGGUUUAUUUCAAGGGAAUUCUGCAAACUUUCUGUAUGGAUUUGUGUGUUUUCUUUGAAAAUGCUCUUUUUCAUUGAGAAAAGCUGCAUGUUGUUCAGUUUUGUCAUUUUGCACAUUUUUCCUUUUUCCAAAAAUGAAUCACAGAGAACCUUGUUGUUUCUCGCCCAUUUCUUUUUUCUCAUUCAUGUGUAAGACUACAUGUUACAAGAACUGUCACAGUUGAGCUCAAAUGAGGACAACAAGCUCAACCAAUCCAGAAGGUUUGGCAGAUUGUAUACCUGCUGUAUCAGUCCUACACAGGUUUUUAAUAAAAUGAUUUGAUUCAUACCUCUAGAGGUGAAUAA
Plectropomus leopardus (leopard coralgrouper) is the source of this 2727-nucleotide messenger RNA. RefSeq names its product estrogen receptor binding site associated antigen 9 (gene ebag9). The record is from RefSeq and is a predicted model, not a curated record. Lineage: Eukaryota; Metazoa; Chordata; Actinopteri; Perciformes; Serranidae. Gene Ontology annotation, cellular component: secretory granule.